Papaver somniferum (opium poppy) is the source of this 1942-nucleotide messenger RNA. RefSeq names its product glucomannan 4-beta-mannosyltransferase 9-like. The transcript is spliced from 8 exons. Bases 1 to 1617 code for a protein of 538 amino acids. Gene Ontology annotation, molecular function: mannan synthase activity. Gene Ontology annotation, cellular component: Golgi apparatus. The record is from RefSeq and is a predicted model, not a curated record. Lineage: Eukaryota; Viridiplantae; Streptophyta; Magnoliopsida; Ranunculales; Papaveraceae.
AUGGCAUCUGUGAAUCUACUUCCGGAGACGUUUCAGGCAACAAGAGAUGAUAUUCUGAUUCAAUUAAAGAUGGUAUUUGAAGCACUAAAAUGGCCAUUAAUCAUACCAAUUCUCAAGAUUAUGCUCUUCUUUUGUUUGAUUAUGUCAGUAAUGUUGUUCGUUGAGAGAGUUUAUAUGGGAAUUGUUAUCAGUUACAUAACAUUGUUUGGAAGAAAACCAGAAGUAAGAUACAAGUUUGAGCCCAUUAAAGAUGAUGAAGAAUUAGGGAAUUCCAAUUAUCCUAUGGUUCUUGUUCAAAUCCCAAUGUACAACGAAGAUAAGGUUUAUCAAUUGUCGAUUCGAGCUGCUUGCGGUCUAUCAUGGCCGUCUGAUCGGAUUAUUAUUCAAGUCUUGGAUGAUUCAACUGAUCCAACCAUUAUGGAUUUGGUACAGUUGGAAUGCCAAAGAUGGGCAAGCAAAGGAAUAAACAUUAAAUAUGAAAUCAGAGAAAAUAGAGUUGGUUACAAAGCUGGUGCACUUAAGGAAGGAAUGAAACAUAGUUAUGUUAAGCAAUGUGAUUAUGUUGCAAUUAUGGAUGCUGAUUUCCAACCUCAGCCUGAUUAUCUUCACAAAACUAUUCCUUAUUUCGUCCAUAACCCUCAAAUUGGUCUUGUUCAAGGUCGUUGGAGAUUUGUGAAUGCCGAUGAGUGCUUGAUGACAAGAAUGCAAGAAAUGUCCUUGGAUUAUCAUUUUAAGGUUGAGCAAGAAGUCGGUUCUUCGACCUACGCUUUCUUCGGUUUCAAUGGAACCGCAGGUAUCUGGAGAAUUGCUGCUAUCAAUGAAGCUGGUGGUUGGAAGGAUCGUACAACUGUUGAAGACAUGGACCUUGCUGUCCGUGCUAGUUUGAAGGGUUGGAAAUUCCUUUACCUUGGAAAUGUGCAGGUAAAAAGUGAAUUGCCAAGUACAUUCAAGGCGUUCAGAUUUCAACAACAUAGAUGGUCAUGUGGACCAGCUAAUCUAUUCAGGAAAAUGACAAUGGAGAUUGUCAGGAACAAGAAAGUCACAUUGUGGAAGAAAGUUUACACACUCUACAGUUUCUUCCUUGUCCGAAAGGUCGUUGCUCAUAUCGUCACGUUUAUAUUGUAUUGUCUUGUAAUUCCUGCAACCGUUUUCAUUCCUGAAGUCGAAAUUCCAAAGUGGGCUGCUAUUUACAUUCCCUGUGUCAUUACCAUUCUUAAUGCAUUUGGAACACCAAGGUCUGUGCAUCUACUAGUUUUCUGGAUCCUAUUUGAGAAUGUUAUGUCAAUGAACCGUACCAAAGCCACAUUCAUUGGUUUAUUUGAAACCGGAGGUAGAGUAAACGAAUGGGUUGUCACUGAGAAACUAGGAGAUGUUAAUAAAACCAAAACAGCAGCCGUUAAUGCUAAACCAGCAGCAGUCAACAAAAAACCCCGAUUCGCAAGAAUCGGAGAAAGAUUAUUCAUGUUAGAGCUUUGUGUUGGCAUGUACCUAUUCAUUUGCGCUUGUUACGAUCUGGCUUACGGGAAGAACCAUUUCUUCAUAUACUUGUAUGCACAAGCAGUUACUUUCUUCAUCAUGGGGUUCGGCUAUGUCGGCACUAUCAUUCCUUCCUCUUAAAAAGGCGAUACGACAUUAUUAUUCAUCCAUCCAAUUGGCGGUAUCGUCGUGUCACUAGUCGACAAUCAAAAUCAUCUGUAAUCUCUCAUCGCCAUUGUCCCAACAACAACAGCAACAACAACAUAAAGGAGCAUUGUCAUCUCUUUUUCGAUUCUUUUUCUACUUCUAAAGCAAUAGUUAUUGGGACUUGAUUAGUUCUGUUUGUCGUCUUUCUUUUUUUUUUUUGGAUAGAAGUUUUCUCGAUGUUUAGGAAUGGAAAACAAACAACAAGAAAGAACUUUUGAAUUUGGAUAUUUAUUAUAUAUAUAUGGGUUUGUGAUCAUCA